Lycium barbarum (goji berry) is the source of this 627-nucleotide messenger RNA. RefSeq names its product glycine-rich cell wall structural protein 2-like. The coding region runs from base 1 to 627 and encodes 208 amino acids. NCBI's taxonomy places the organism in Eukaryota, Viridiplantae, Streptophyta, Magnoliopsida, Solanales, Solanaceae. The record is from RefSeq and is a predicted model, not a curated record. The transcript has a single exon.
AUGGUGCAUUCCAAACUUUUAGGAGUUGCAUUAGUGAUAUUACUCUUUGUUGAUCUUGCUUGUGGUGCAAGAUUCUAUGGUAUGCGAGAAGGCGGUGGCGGUGGCGGUGGUGGAGCGGGAGGUGGUGGUGGUGGAGGGUCAGCAUUGGGAGCAGGGUCAGGUUAUGGUUCAGGGUAUGGCUCUGGGGAAGGCUCAGGAUAUGGUGAGGCAGAUGAUGUGUUUGGGAGUGGCGGAGGCGGUGGAGGUGGCAGGGGUGGUGGUGGUGGCGGCGGUGGUGGAAACUCAGGAUGGGGUAGUGGCUCUGGAUAUGGCUCAGGCUCAGGGUAUGGAUCAGGUGGAGGAAUAGGAAGGGGUGGUGGUGGUGGAGGCGGUGGUGGCCAAGGUGGUGGUGGUGGAGGUGGCUCAGGAAGUGGUUCAGGAUAUGGUUCGGGGUAUGGAAGUGGAAGUGGUUCCGGUUAUGGAAGUGGUAGUGGAAGAGGCGGAGGAGGAGGCGGUGGUGGUGGUGGCGGCGGCGGAGGAGGUGGUGGCGGCAGCAAUGGUGGCAAUGGUUCGGGAUAUGGUAGUGGCUCCGGCUAUGGAUCAGGAUAUGGAGGAGGGAAUGGAGGCUACGGAGAGGAUGAACCUUGA